AUGGCGACCGAAACCACCACCACUACUACCACCGCCCCCGAGGCAACGCCCGCCCCCGAGCCGGCCACCGAUCUAUCGGCGCUGACCAUGGCGACCACGGAAGAGCCCGCCGAGGCAGCCGAGGCUGCCGAGGACCCGAAAAACGACGACGCCAACGACACCUCCUCGGAUCAGGAGCAGAGCAAGAAGCGCUCUUCAUCAGACGCCGACCUGAAGGACGGAGCGCCCCCGACCAAGAUUACGAAACGCAGAGCCGCCCGCGCCUGUGUGAGCUGUCGCGCGCGCAAGGUCCGCUGCGACGUGGUUGAAGGCGCGCCCUGCGGCAACUGCCGAUGGGACAAUGUCGAGUGCGUUGUCCAGGAGAGCCGCCGACGAAAGAAGAACUUGUUGACUGCCAGCACGGCGGGGCACCAUGGUGUGGGAGCCGAGGCACAGUUGCGCUCCAAGGGCGCAAACCCAAUCAACAUUCACAGCAGCGCGGAACUGCGCCGACCCAGCAAUGCCUCGGUGGCCUCGGUCAACGGCUCCAUCGCCGCGAACCCCGUUCCCGCAUCCUCCGGCGUGCCCCUGAAUGCGACGUCUGGCCUUGGUGCCGGCGUUGCUGCUGCUGCUGCUGGAUCAGGAUCUGCAGGAGGAAACGGAAUCGGCGUUGGAAUUGGCCCUGGUGUUCUCGGGGGCCUGUCGGUACCCGGCGGCUCCUCAGACGGAAUCGAGGGUCACGUUCCGCACAUGAUCUAUCAACGAUCGGGCUACCGUCAUGACAGCGCAGCGCUGCUCACCAAGCUGCAGUCUGCUGCGGCCGCAGCGUCAGCAGAUGGCAACUCUCGUCGCCUGUUGUCCAACCUGCUCGCCCAGGCCUCUCUCUUUGGCGGCAUGGGCGGUGCAGGCGGCGCCGGCGGUGCUGGCGACGGGCGAACGAGUCAAUUCCUCGCCUCCCUCGAGGAGCCCGACCUCCACGGCCAGCUCCCGGCCUUUGUGAAACCGCUACCCGCCAAGAUCGCCCAGGAGGAUGUCACCUAUCUGCACGCAAAGGGCGCCCUGACUCUGCCUGCGCUGCCGUUGCAGAACGCUCUGCUCCAGUCCUACGUCGAAUACGUUCAUCCAUACAUGCCGCUGCUCGAGCUGUACGACUUUCUGGCCAUCAUCAACGCCCAGGAUGGGCUAUGCGGUCAGAUCAGCCUGUUCUUGUAUCAGGCCGUCAUGUUUUCCGCCACCGCCUUUGUCGACAUGAAGGUCCUUCGCGAGGCGGGAUACCCGACGCGGAAAGCCGCCAGGAAGGCUUUCUUCCAGAAGACGAGGCUGCUUUACGACUUUGACUACGAGUCGGAUCGCCUCGUCCUCGUCCAGGCUUUGCUUCUGAUGACGUACUGGUACGAGACCCCCGACGACCAAAAGGACACAUGGCACUGGAUGGGCGUUGCCAUUUCGCUGGCCCACACCAUUGGCCUGCACCGCGACCCAGCCGCGACGAGCAUGCCGGUUCGCAAACAGAAGCUGUGGAAGCGCAUCUGGUGGUCCUGUUUCAUGCGCGACCGCCUCAUCGCCCUGGGCAUGCGCAGGCCCACCCGCAUCAAGGAUGAGGACUUUGACGUGCCGAUGCUGCAGGAGAACGACUUUGAGCUGGAGAUCCUGCCCGAGGAGAACAAGAUCAUUCCCGCCGAGUGUAUGCUGCUCCGCGACGUCUCGAUGCAGCGGGAGUUGGCCGCGCUGUGCAUCUCCAAAGCGCAGUUGUGCAUCUGCAUCAGCCACAUGCUCAAGGCCCAGUACUCCGUCCUCAUCCGCGAUAAGAUGCGCCCGGAGAACACCGUCAACAGCACCAUGAUGCUGUUUCCGAAUAAGAAGCUCGACAACGUCGAGAGUGUGACUUCGGUGGACCUGGAGCUCAUGGCCUGGGCCGACACCUUGCCCGCCAUCUGCCAGUACCGGCCCCUGACGCCCCUCGAUGUCAAGAACGGGCGGUCGACCGUCGCGGUCCAGCGCACUCUGCUGCACAUGGUGUACUACACCACCAUCUCGGCCUUGCAUCGCCCGCAGUUCCUGCCGUCGUCUCCGGUCCACGCACCGACGACGUCCCGGCAGGUGCAGGAGAUGUCCCGGCUCCGGGUCCGCGACGCCGCGAUGCACGUCACCCGGAUGGCGGCCGAGCUCCACCAGCUCCGCCUCGAGAGGUGUCUCCCCACCACCGGCGUCACCGUCAUCCUGCCGGCCAUGAUUAUUCAUCUUCUGGAAAUGAAGAACCCCGUCUCGCAGUCCAGGGACCGCGCCACUCGUGGCUUCCGCCAGUGCAUGCGCGUCAUGGAGAAGCUGCGCGAGAUCUACGCCGCCGCCGACUACGCCACCGGGUUCCUCGAUGCGGCCCUCCGCAAGGCCGCCAUUGACAUUAACCUCCAGCAGACCACCGCGCCCAUGACGCAGCAGAAUCUCAAGCUCGCCGAGCCGACUUUUGGCGCGCAGACGCCCCCGCCCGAUAACAUCCCCUACAUGACGACCGGCGAGGCCCUCUUCGCCAACAAGCCAAACCCCCAGCGCGAGUUUCUGCCGCAGACCAUCAACGCCGCAGCGCUUGACUUGUCGGCGCAGAGCCCGCCGCCUACCGAGAAGGAUCACGAGUCUUCGCUUGAGGCCAUGACGCCCAGCGCCAAUGGCAGCUUCGGCAGCACCGAGGAGCCCGGCCCGCUCGACCUCGAGUUCCUGCAGACCCAAGAGGAGAUUGACUGGAACGCCAUGACGGGCACAGAGUUUGACGUCGAUCAAUGGCUCCAGUUCCCGCCAGAGGGCGUCAACAACACGGAUGACGGGUUCAUGGCCAACGUAUUUGGGGAAGAUGGCAUGAACGACGCCAUGAACUGGGCGGCGGCCGGUGUGGACACGACUACGAAGGACGGCGACGGUGCAGCUGAAAUUGCCACCCUCGCCUAA
Molecule: messenger RNA, 2919 nt
Organism: Colletotrichum fioriniae
Lineage: Eukaryota; Fungi; Ascomycota; Sordariomycetes; Glomerellales; Glomerellaceae
Gene: CTF1BETA
Product: Cutinase transcription factor 1 beta
Biological process (GO): regulation of DNA-templated transcription; DNA-templated transcription
Molecular function (GO): DNA-binding transcription factor activity, RNA polymerase II-specific; zinc ion binding; DNA binding
Source: RefSeq, a predicted model, not a curated record